This is a messenger RNA of Raphanus sativus (radish), 3291 nucleotides long. RefSeq lists its product as uncharacterized. NCBI's taxonomy places the organism in Eukaryota, Viridiplantae, Streptophyta, Magnoliopsida, Brassicales, Brassicaceae. The transcript has a single exon. Bases 1 to 3291 code for a protein of 1096 amino acids. The record is from RefSeq and is a predicted model, not a curated record.
AUGGAAGAGGAUACAAAGGCUCUGCUAGGCAAGUUAAACGCGUCUAAAGCUGCAACAGCCGACAAAACCGGCGCGAAGAACGCGGAUAGUCGACACGAGCCACGACAGCACUCAUCAGGCGACCGAGCCGCCCAAAAGAAGAACUUCGUGUACGCUGUUGACGAAGAGAGCUCCCCGGCGUCAACGACUGUCGUGCGCGAGAAAGGAUGGAACGUUUACAACCGCGAAACCGACGGAAAACCGCCGGAUUCCUCCGCCGCAGUGAGUUCUCGGCCCCCGGGAGCCGAGAAGUGGUGCGAUUACCACAACGCUAAGUCGCAUAACACCAGGGAAUGCAAGACGCUCUUCGAGCAAUUUCUCUCCUCUGUCGAGAACGGAAAACUCGAAAUCGAGCCUCCGAAACCUAGAGCCCGAGGAACGGCGAGCUGGAGUAAAAACAAAGACAGGAAAACCAGCAAGUCGCAAGGUAAAGCCCCUCAGCAAGAGAGACGAGCAACUCCCGAAGAAGCAGCUCCAGCAUCCCCGGAAAAGGGUAACUCGUCUAGCGACGAGGAAUCACCGAGAAACCGGCGACGCGUCGAGACUGUCUUCACAAGACCCGCCAAGGGCACCGGCGAUCAUGAACUUCCGCGAGCGAGAAGACGCAUCAACGUCGUCCUGACGCAACUGGAACCUCCAAGCGACGAACCUGAACAAGUUUCUCCUCCAGACCUGCGCGCUCGGCUGAGCAGCCCAGCCCUUGGCGACCUACGGAAUAUCCUCAAGCGGAAGGAGAAACCAGCGGCAGAUGCAGUCAGUCAUGUCCCCGAUCUCCGCGAGAAGAUCAACUCCUCUAAGACUCGCCGGUUGAAUAACCCAAGUCCCAUGAAGCCCCGCCCGGUGGAUCUGCGAGAAAAGCUCAACUCCAGGAAACCAGAUUUGCGAAGCCAGCUCGAUCGCCCCCUGUACUCCGAUCUUCGACAAAAGCUCGACGUCUCUAGAUCUCAGCAUCCCAACCAAGACAAAGACACUGUAAUCAACGUUAUUAUGGGAGGAUCCCCGCCCUGCGGUGACUCCGUCAGGUCCAUUAAAGACUACCGUCGUCAGGCAACUUCCUCGCGUAAGUGGCCGACAAAACCCGAGAACGAUCAUCAAAUCACUUUCUCGCCUGACGACGCCCUUGGCAUCCACAUGCCGCACAACGACCCCCUCCUCGUUGAACUCGGAAUCGGCGACUGUCAGGUCACCAAAAUUCUCAUCGACACUGGCAGCUCUGUCGAUCUGAUCUUUCGAGACACACUCGACAAGAUGGGCGUCGAUACGGGAAGUAUGAAACCGUCAUCCCGCUCCCUCACAGGUUUCAACGGUUCCUCCGAGGCCAUGAUCGGCACAAUCCGCCUUCCAGUGUACGCAUGUGGCACGACACGAACCGUGAAGUUCUCAGUCGUCGACUCUAAAGCCCCCUAUAACGCGAUCCUAGGCACCCCUUGGCUGCAUUCGAUGCGAGCAAUCCCAUCGACUUACCACCAAUGCGUCAAGUUCCCGGGACCAGACGGCAAAAUCCGAACGCUACGGGGCGAUCAGCAGGCUGCCCGAGACAUGCUAAUCGCCACCAUCAAGCUUCAGCGACAAACCUCGCAUGUUAACACCGUCUCAAACCCCUUACAGAAAGCGUUUCCCCAGCAAGAGGAGGUCAUCGAUAUAUCCCUUGACGUUUCUGACCCUAGUAAGGUGAUCCGCAUCGGAGCAUCCCUACCGGACAAUAUGCAGCAGCAACUCACCGAGUUUCUCCGUCAGAACGUCUCCACCUUCGCCUGGACCACAUCCGACAUGAAAGGGAUCGAUCCAGCAAUCACCUCUCAUGAGUUAAACGUUGACCCCACCUUUAAGCCUAUCCGUCAAAAGCGCCGAAAACUAGGACCCGAACGAUCCAAGGCAGUCAACGACGAGGUGGACCGACUGCUCGCCGCCGACUCAAUCAUGGAAGUCAAGUACCCCGACUGGCUCGCUAACCCUGUCGUCGUCAAAAAGAAAAACGGAAAGUGGCGCGUCUGCGUCGACUUCACGGAUCUGAACAAGGCGUGCCCAAAAGAUAGCUUCCCCCUCCCACACAUCGACCGUCUCGUCGAGGCGACUGCCGGAAACGCCCUCUUGACAUUCAUGGAGGCAUUCUCUGGCUACAACCAGAUAAUGAUGCAUCCUGACGACCGCGAGAAGACGGCGUUCAUAACAGAUCGAGGAACCUACUGCUACAAAGUAAUGCCCUUCGGCCUUAAAAACGCGGGAGCCACCUACCAGCGCCUUGUCAACCGCAUGUUCGCCGAUAAGCUAGGUUCGACGAUGGAAGUAUACAUCGAUGACAUGCUGGUCAAGUCGCUCCGAGCUGAGGAUCAUCUCACGCACCUCAAAGACUGCUUCACAACACUCAACGAGUACGGCAUGAAACUGAACCCGGCUAAAUGCACGUUCGGUGUUAUGUCCGGCGAAUUUCUCGGAUAUAUCGUCACUCAGAGGGGUAUUGAAGCUAAUCCCAAACAGAUAUCGGCGAUCCUCGAUCUUCCAAGCCCCAAGAACAGCCGCGAAGUACAACGCCUCACUGGCCGAAUAGCAGCGCUCAACAGGUUCAUCUCGCGAUCUACUGAUAAGUGCCUUCCUUUCUUUGAAUUGUUGCGAGGAAACAAACGAUUCAUUUGGGACGAGAAAUGCGAGGAGGCCUUUGGCCAACUUAAGCAAUAUCUGACUACUCCUCCAGUACUCUCGAAACCAGAAGCGGGUGACAUUCUCACCCUCUAUAUUGCCGUCACGCCUAUCGCCGUCAGCAGCGUGCUCAUACGCGAAGAUCGGGGGGAGCAAAAACCGAUCUUCUACACGAGCAAACGCAUGACAGAAGCCGAAACCCGCUAUCCCACCCUCGAGAAAAUGGCGCUUGCAGUGGUUCACUCGGCGAGGAAACUCCGCCCGUACUUUCAGUCUCACACGGUUGAAGUCCUCUCCAAUCAGCCCCUCCGAACAAUCAUGCAGAACGCUAACCACUCUCGGCGGCUAACGAAAUGGGCGAUGGAGCUCAGCGAGCAUGACAUCGUAUACAAGAACCGAACAGCAGCCAAGUCUCAGGUCCUCGCUGACUUCCUGAUCGAACUCACACCCGAACUCGAGCAGGAUCUGGCCGUGUCAUCUCGUAAUAGGAUUCUACACGUCGACGGCUCCUCGACCAAUAAAGGAUCCGGCGCCGGCGUUCAGCUCCAAUCCCCAACCGGCGACGCAGUCCCCCGAGCAUGGAACUCCAUGCAUCUUAAGCGUUAUUCCGCCUAG